AUGACCACCACCUCCACCUGCCACGGCGGAGCGCUCGCGCCGCACCGCCCACCGCCGCCGCUUCGUUGUACCUAUCCUCCUCAUCCGGUUCUCCGGCGACCUUACGGCCGCAGGCACAGUUGGAAACCGAUGCGAACAACAACAGAGGUCACUGGAAAACGCAUGCCAAGUGCUCGAGCAAAUGCCAAAGCGACGAGCCAAUGGGAUGAGGAGCCGCACGAAGCUUCUGAAUAUGGAGGACAGUAUUCUCUGGACGAGCUAGAUGUGGCGACUUUUCUCGAUCCUCCGAAGCCGCUCAUCCCGCUGGAUCCUUCUUCGUUCAACCCAGCUUCUUAUCUCUGGAAAAAGAUCGAGAACAUUCCAGAGGAAAGGCGGCAUCACUUGCUUUCCCUGCUAAAUCCGAGGCUUGUAUCGAGAGCUUGGGAGGUGGCAAGAAGACGAUAUGAUAAUCCUAAGUUAGUAAAGAAAAGGGCAUCUCGCAUGCUAUCUGAUGGAAAUCGUGCAGUGUCACUUGAGUUGUGGAGAUGCCAAACAAGCGGAGGUGAAUUACUGAAAAUGUGCAAGAAUAUUAAUCUGAUUCGGUUUGCUUACUCUAAUCCCAUGUCGGGAAUAAUGAAAUCCGUCAGCCCUUUGUACUUCAGUGUGAGAGAUAUCAAUGAGGUUAUGUCGACUGAGCAGCCUUGUGAUCUGGCUUAUGAAUUUGGAGAUGGACUUUUGGACCUUCCUGAAUAUCCUCAAGGAUUCCCUAAACCAGCAAAACAUCCGUGGCCGCUGAACGAUCAAGUUGUUAUAUAUAUACGGCACGUGGGCCCGGGGGUGAUGGUGGGGCAAGCAUGGCAAGAGGGUAAAGAGCUUCAACAAGUGCCCAAGAAGCUGUGUAAUGAGAUUCUUAUGGUGAAAGAUUAUUUGGUCAACAACAAGCAGAAUUGA
This is a messenger RNA of Striga hermonthica, 930 nucleotides long. The record is from the annotation of a GenBank genome assembly. Lineage: Eukaryota; Viridiplantae; Streptophyta; Magnoliopsida; Lamiales; Orobanchaceae.